AUGACUCGAGAAUGCGAGACCAUCACGAUACCUCAAGAGAUUACUCAGUACGCGUGGACCCCUGGCUCAUCGUCCAUCAAGGAGUUUACGAAAAAGCAGUGUCUCUGGAUACAUCCCAGUCAUGGCGCCUUUCUCGAUCCCGAGCAACAUCUUCGACAAGACGCAGCGGUAGAGCAGGCCAAAGAAGAAUUGAACCACCUGCUCGAGCGUCUGGCAGAAAUUGAUCAUGAUGAGAAUCUCCCAAUAAAGCAACAGGGCGGGACGUCGAGUAGGGGAGAAGUCAAGAACCAGGCGCAUGAUCGCACCGUCCGCCUUUUGAAGGUGAUCAUGCUCAAGUCCAAGCUGUGGAGAGAGAACCAUGAUGCGGUGGAUGAAGUCUGGACCAGUAUCGCGGGCUCGGUAGCUUCUGGUCCCCUAAGGGAUGCAGGGGUCACUGGCGCCAAGGUGGAAACUACUACUGCCGGAGAGCAACACCAGAUCUACCUGUAUAUGCCAGACGUAUAUGACGUUGAUGUUUCCGUCAAGAUACUCGAAACCCUCAUCAGCUGCCACGGCAUCGUCCCGGUCGGUGUCAAGCCAGACCUAUAUACCGCCGCGGGGAUUACCUCGCAGCAUCCUACCCAUAUCGAUUCUUUGGUCUUUCGCCCUCGAGACCACCCGCUAGGUGACGAGCACGUCAAGCGACUCAAACGGGAAUUUGACGAGUAUGAAGCGAUAUUCGGCAUCGGUUCACGAGCAGAUGUCACCCAACUCUUGGUCGAUAUCGAAGACGACGGCGAGACGGUAGUCAACUCCCCCGAGCCGAUCAAGCUCGCCCCCAUCAUUCGCCUCCAGUCACAGACGCACCUCAAGACCAUCCUUAAAGAUAUUGACGCUCGGCCAAUCAAGCCGCUGCCCAUCCGCUUCAAGCCACUCAUCUCGCUCGAUCUCCCGGUAACAAGUCACAUCCCUCGGGCGAUGAUCGUGAACCUCAUGAAGGAUCGUAAAAAGUCCACCUAA
This is a messenger RNA of Dioszegia hungarica, 999 nucleotides long. RefSeq lists its product as uncharacterized. The transcript is spliced from 9 exons. Lineage: Eukaryota; Fungi; Basidiomycota; Tremellomycetes; Tremellales; Bulleribasidiaceae. The record is from RefSeq and is a predicted model, not a curated record. Bases 1 to 999 code for a protein of 332 amino acids.